Messenger RNA from Dufourea novaeangliae, 2134 nucleotides. RefSeq names its product tetraspanin-9 (gene Tsp5D). The record is from RefSeq and is a predicted model, not a curated record. Gene Ontology annotation, cellular component: membrane. Lineage: Eukaryota; Metazoa; Arthropoda; Insecta; Hymenoptera; Halictidae. The transcript has 5 exons. The coding region runs from base 192 to 965 and encodes 257 amino acids.
CACGAGACCUGUUGCGAACGCGGUACCCCGACCUUUGACUUCGCGAUUUCCAUGAAAUUUCGUGGCCCGUUCAGUGUUGAAGAGCUCUCGACAGCUCCCGUCGACCGUACCCUGGACCGUUGUUCUCACCAGCAUCCCACUUGAAACGGUGCCAGUCCCUUUGCCGUGAGCAUCUUGCGAAGAAUCGAGCCAUGGGCCGCACAGGAUACACGUGCAUCAGGCACGUCUUUUGCUCCCUCAACGUUCUUAUUUGGUUAUGCGCUUGCGGAAUUUUGGGUGCAGGCCUCUGGCUACGACUGGCGUACUCCGGAUACACGACCUUGAUGCCGUAUUACAGUUUCGCAUCAGCUGAUUCUUUGCUGCUAGCCGCCGGUUGCGUGACCUUCGUGAUCGCCUUCUUCGGAUGCUGCGGUGCCUGGUUUCAAUCCAGGUGCAUGCUGAUCACGUAUUUCGGCCUGGUGAUGCUGAUGUUCCUCGCGGAGUUCAUGCUUGGGACUUUAGCGUUCAUCUUCAGGGAACAUCUGGCGAAGAGCUUGAAGGAGGAACUGCUCUUCGGUAUUGAGAAGCAUUAUAACUUGACGAAGGAACCUGGAACCAUUCCUGUUAUUUGGGACCAUAUACAGAGUGAGUUCCACUGCUGCGGUGUACGGGACUACACCGACUGGUUCCAGAUCGACGCGUGGCCAACGGAGGAUCGUGUGCCCGACUCCUGUUGCAUGCAACGCGAACGAUACUGCGGUCGUCUCGAUCUGAACGGUCGUAACAAGGAGCUGUGGUACAGGGAGGGCUGCGUCUCAGCGAUUCAAAUGUGGCUGGUCACCAGGCUCCAUGUGGUCGGGACCGUUGGCCUGGUGGUCGCUUUCCUUCAGCUGUUCGGUCAGGUGGCUAGUAUGAUCCUAUUCUGCACGGUCAGGCACAAGAGAUCCUCCCACACGUACAAGAGCUACGACACCACGAACACCUAGAAUUUCCGUUGGAUCUUGGACGAGACCAGCGUCUAAGAUCCACGGGACGCCGACCCAUCGCGCGCAACGAUCACGAUCCCCUUCCAGCCAAGUCUGAAGAGGAUUUCGAUCGUUCCACAAACAACCGCGAAGCGACAUCUGAUCAGCAUCGUGAAGUUUCUUCGUUUUUAAUAAGACAUUUUUUUAUCCGUUGUGUACACGUCGAAACAGAUGUUUGUUCGUGAACCUAGGAUAGGAUCUAGCGAACAAGAGGAUCCUUGUCGCGAAAACAUCUCGACGUUCAGAUAAUUGCCACGGAGAUCGUAAAAUUUAAUGGAACGAGAUCGCGGGACGAAAUGAUUGACGAGACCAGCUCGAAGCGAUACGUAAGUCGGUUCAUUAGUUUAAAUGGGUCGUUAGUUUUGAUUUAUGAUUCCUUCUUGGACAGUACGACGAGCUUUUCCCGAAGAAACACUGACUUCUUGGGAUCGUAGUCGCAGCGACCAUUUUGGCCUUACAUACGUAGAAACGAAACGGAAGUGACUGCCGUCACGGAGCCAAUUUCGAUGAUUUAAAUAGCGUUAGGAAACAAUCGACAGAAUUGUUCUCGUAUUAUAGGAUGCAAUCUUUUAUGUUAUUCUGCAUGCGAUUUUCCUUCGUUUUAAUGUGUAACGUUAUCAACAUAUCGCGUAUACCAAAAUUGCUGUUUGCACGACCAGACAUGGCCACCGAUCAAUUCGAUAUUUCUCGAUAUCUGUUGUCUAUCGUUUUGCCUACGUGCCUGACCGUGCAAACGCGAGAACAAGUAUUCUUACUCGUUAACGUUUAAGGUCGCGUCGACACACUCCCGUGGGAACCAGGGAUCCAUGGCCGUCGAGAUAUCAUUCGUUUAGCUUUAAAACCACGGGUGUGUCGAUCGGACGGUUUUAUAGUAUAUUUAUUUUAUUCUGUACACCAUCGUACUAAUAGUCGGUAAUUUAGCAGCACGUGACGCCUAUUGUUUCGUUGCGGGAGCGUGAUCUUGAGUGUAUUACGCCGUUCGAUCGAAACUGCUGAUGGUAAAUAGCGGAACGUGUAAUCGCGUUCUGGUACACGAAACAAUUUAUAAAAAUUAUCGAAGUGCCGUGUAAAGUGACGCAACAGCUCGUAACGUUGUAUGUAUAUUGUUCGAAUAAUAAAUAAUAUAUUUA